This is a messenger RNA of Durio zibethinus, 2766 nucleotides long. Its product is annotated as putative receptor-like protein kinase At1g49730. Gene Ontology annotation, biological process: protein phosphorylation. Gene Ontology annotation, molecular function: protein kinase activity; ATP binding. The record is from RefSeq and is a predicted model, not a curated record. NCBI's taxonomy places the organism in Eukaryota, Viridiplantae, Streptophyta, Magnoliopsida, Malvales, Malvaceae.
CUGUUUAAAGACCCGAAAGAGAGAGGAGAAGGAGACAAAGAGAAGGCUCAAAAGACGCACUCACUCACUGCUCAGUGACCACUGACCAGUGCCCCCUCUCUCUUUGUUACUCAGUUCUCUACGGUUCCUAGAUGUGCUGACAUUGCUCCAUUACUUAGAUUUCUCUGUUUCUUUUCAAAUCUCUCUCUCUCUCUCUCUCUCUCUCUCUUUUCUUCGGGCAAAACUUGAAAAAAAGAAGUUUCUUUCCUGUUCUACCAUGGUGGUUUAUGCAAAGGCACUGUUGGGUUUCCUGGCUUUUCUUGGUUUGCAGCUUCCUUUGAUAUCGGCAGAUUGCCCCUUAGAUUUGAGCGGAUCAAAUUUUACUCUUGUGGCUUCUUUAUGCUCUAAUAAAGAUGACAGAGGAAAGUGUUGCCACUAUAUGAAUGCUUUCAUUGCCUUUUCUGUUGCUCAAUAUGCAAAUAUGACAAGCAACCUAGGAGUUACAUCAAAUUUAUCUGAUUUCUGCGUCCACUCCAUAUUGCAAACCAUGGAACUGUAUGGAGUGCCACGAAAUGCCACAAUUUUCUGUGGGUUUGGUACAAAAAUUCCCGUUAGUUAUGACUGUAGGGGUCGAACAACUGUACCAGAGAUGCUCGAGUCUCCAAAAUUUAUGGAUGUCACAGAGAACUGCAAACUGCCACUUUUGCAGGAAAAUGAUUGCCGAAAAUGUUUAAAUGCUGGCAUUGUCUACCUUCAUCAUCUAGUUGGAUCUGAAGAUAAUAUGACAUUGAGUACUUGCCGAGAUGCGACCUUUGCUGCGCUUGCAAGCCAAGUUGACAACACUUCAGCUAUUGAAAUUGCAAGUUGCUUUUUCCAAGUUCAGGGAUUUAACAUCCCACCAGUUUCAGAGUCAUCUCCAUCUCCACCUACCCCUAAGGCUUCUCCUAGUCCGUUGGUUGCCGCUAGUCCAAGUCAACUCAUUUUGGGAGUACCGCCAAAACAAAAGCACCAGACAUACCACCUAACGUUAAUUCCAGGCAUUGGCAUAGCAGUUAUAGUAGCUGCUAUGAUGAUGCUUAUAGUAUUGGUAGUCUUGAUUCGAAGGAAGAGCAGAGAGUUAGAUGAUUCUGAGAGUAUGGACAAGAACUCUUCAAAACUCUUUCCUUCUCCUCCACCCAUGUAUAAAUUUCAGGAAGGUACUUCAUCAAUGUUUAGAAAAUAUAGCUACAAGGAAACAAAAAAGGCAACUGACAAUUUUAACACUGUCAUUGGAUGUGGAGGGUUUGGGACGGUACACAAAGCUCAAUUUAGUGAUGGCUCAAUGAUAGCUGUGAAGCGGAUGAACAAAGUUUCAGAGCAGGGAGAAGAUGAAUUUUGCAGAGAGAUAGAACUUCUUGCUAGAUUACACCAUCGUCAUCUAGUUGCUCUAAGAGGAUUUUGCAUUGAAAAGCGUGAGAGAUUUCUAAUGUAUGAAUACAUGUCAAAUGGAAGCCUAAAGGAUCAUCUUCAUUGCCCGGGUAAAAACCCACUGAGUUGGGAGACCAGAAUACAAAUUGCCAUUGACGUGGCUAAUGCUUUGGAGUACCUUCAUUUUUAUUGUGAUCCACCUCUGUGCCACAGGGACAUCAAAUCAAGCAACAUUUUGUUGGAUGAGAAUUUUGUUGCGAAGGUUGCAGAUUUUGGCCUUGCGCAUGCUUCAAAAGAUGGUUCUAUUUGCUUUGAACCAGUAAAUACUGACAUCCGUGGAACUCCAGGUUAUAUGGAUCCUGAAUAUGUGGUCACUCAAGAACUCACAGAUAGAAGUGAUGUAUACAGCUAUGGUGUGCUACUUUUGGAGAUAGUGACUGCAAGACGAGCUAUACAAGAUGGCAAGAAUUUGGUAGAAUCAUCCCAGGUACUGAUGGCAUCAGAGUCAAGGCUAAUUGAGCUAGUGGACCCCCAAAUUAAGGAUUCCUUUGAUUUAGACCAACUUCAGACAGUUGUGACCAUUGUGAGAUGGUGCACCCAGAGGCAAGGGCGGGCUAGACCUUCAAUCAAACAGGUCCUUCGGCUUUUGUAUGAGAGUUCAGAUCCGAUACAAAGUGGGUUUAUACAAGCUGUUGAAGAUGAAGAUUAUGAUGGUAGUGACGGAAGAGGAAGGACAAGCAGAGGGAAAAUUCCUAGGAGUGGACCUCUUUUUCACAGUGGGGAUGGAAGAUAUCUUGCUUCAUCUUCAAGUACAUCAAGGUCAUAUUGUAGUAGAAGCUUUUUACUAGAAACUGGAUCACCACAAUCUCCUCAAAAUAUACUCUCCCUUUGAGGCCAAUCAUUUGUUUGCUUCAUCCAACCAUACAAAGAGUUGCCUCUAUUUGAUUAAACCAUAGCUGAGAUUUGAGAGAUUGCUUGAUGUGAUUUCACUCAUUAACUAGCAGGUAUGCAUGGUCUUUGUUAUGCAGAAUCCUCAUGUAGUAGAGCAAGUGAAUGCCAUCAAGCUUGUUACCUGUACAAAAGGGAAAAAAGGAUUCAAAAAGUGGUCAUCUUAUAAUUUUCCAGUUUAUUUUUCCCUUUUUUUAUGGAUAAAUGACACAAAUGUAUUUUUUGCUUGUAUCAUUGAUGCAGAGAUUAGGAUAUUGCAGCUAGUCAUUAAGAUUGCCCUUUAUUGAUUCAAAAACUGAAAGAUAUGCCUCAGUACAAUUGUCUUAUUGCGCCUUCAAAGGGAGUUUCUGCUAUUUUGUCUGUGGGAGUUUUUUUUUCUCCUUUUCUCCUCUCUUUUAUGAUAGGGUAUGUAGGAGUUUGAAAGUCAUGUAG